This is a messenger RNA of Dichomitus squalens LYAD-421 SS1, 2790 nucleotides long. RefSeq lists its product as uncharacterized. The transcript is spliced from 16 exons. NCBI's taxonomy places the organism in Eukaryota, Fungi, Basidiomycota, Agaricomycetes, Polyporales, Polyporaceae. Bases 1009 to 2301 code for a protein of 430 amino acids. The record is from RefSeq and is a predicted model, not a curated record.
CGGAAUGUCAUCAACAUUUGUUUUUCGACGCUCGUAUAGCCCGGCUGCACCCACGCAGGUCUCAACUCUCCUAAACCAAGCUCAGCCUGAGGCCUGAAAACCCCGGAGACCGUCCCGACGGAUAACUCCCGGCUCUGAAGUCGAUUGACGAGCGUGUCAAAACGUGCGGCGUUUGUGCUGCCAUGUUAUCUCAGAAGCCGUCAAUGAACGUCUGGUCGACUCUGCCGGGGAUCCGCGGUUUGCCGUUGUUUCUGAGUCUAAGCUUACGAUGUUUUUCGCUUGUACACUUCCAGAAGGUAGAAAUUCGCCACGAUCACCCGUAUGCCGCUGCGGACAGUGCGCCGAUUAAAGAACCAUAUCAACAACUCACGGUUCCUCCGCUGCUUCAUUGUCGCGUAGGAAGAAUCGCGUCGAGAGUGCGCUCCGGAGCAUGACCGACGGCACAAUGCCUAUUACGCCCCGCCCCACGCCCACGCAUUCCAGUUUCCAUAAGGAGGUCGUCGAGGAAGACUGCGACGUGAAGAACAUGUAGCGUGAUAUUUUUGGUGUUGUCACGACUAGAAGAUCAAAAGGGGAAACGAGGAAUAAGAAAGUCGCUGUAUGUCCGCAGUCAUGGCAUGUCACAGCAUCCGGGACAGUACAGACGCUGGCCAGCCUUGGAUAGCCUGGGUAAGUGCCGCCUCACGCGGACGAGCGGAUAUGAACCCCGCUUUAUCUCGAGGCCUGACUACGCACGACCCUGUGAGGCUGUUCUGGAGCUUCCUCGAUUGCUAUGAUAGAGCAACCGAAGUCACAAACAGCUGCAUAAGAUUCUAGGGAGAAAGCUGCCGGGGAGAGACUCCCCGCUACUUCAUCCAUUGACUAUUAGCUCUCGUUACCUCCCCGCUUCUUUUCUGCCGCCGGCCUAUAUAGUUUCCCUCGACCUCUUUGAAGCCCUCACCUUUGUCAGGCAGCUUUUCCCAUCCCUUCCUGACGCGUAGGCUCGUCGUUCCUUUUCAAGAUCAGAGCAUGAGCACCAGGCCAUCGGACAACAUUCCCUCAUACACUGUCACCGAUGGUCAUCAGUACCCACCCAACGCUUCCCCGACACUAGUCGCGCCUGUCCCGCGACUCUCAGACGCGUCUAUGCCGAACGUGGACGACGAUGGCGACAAAGAUAGCGGUACUCGGGUCGAGAUUCGAGAGUUCAUGCGCACGCCCAGCCCGACGCCCUCGGAGAAAUACGUCCUCACGCACAAGAGCCGAUCCUGUGAUAUCAAGAAGUACUUCACGCGGGAGAAACUCAGGCAGCCUAAGCACAUACUGACAAUCGCGAUUACGCUCGUGGUGGUUAUCGUAUUGAUCCUGUUCCUGGCUUUUCAGCAGAAAGUCGUGAAUUGGAUGCGUCCAUUUGCGAACUGGAUGCAUGACACCCCAGGCGGAUGGAUCAUCCCGAUUGCGAUCAUGUUCGUUCUAUCCUUCCCCCCUCUCUUCGGCCACGAGAUCAUCGCCGUCCUUUGCGGAGACGUUUGGGGCGUCUGGAUAGGCUUCGGGAUCGUGGCAGCAGGCACCCUCCUUGGCGAGCUUGGCAACUUCUACGCGUUCAAAUAUUGGUGCAUGGCGCGCGGAAAGAAGAUGGAGGAGACGCAGAUGCGCUAUGCCGUCCUCGCGCAGGUCGUUAGAGAGGGCGGGUUCAAAAUACCGGUUAUUAUGCGGCUGAGUGCCAUCCCGGGGCACUUCUUGACGGCGAUAUUCUCGACCCUUGGGAUGAGCGUAUGGACGUUCAUCGCUGCGGCUACUCUCGGACUGCCAAAGCAGCUCGCGGUCGUGUACAUCGGCGUUUCGCAGUCGAGCAGCGGCAGCCACAAGACGGCGCACGCCGUAAAGGCAAUCGUGAUCAUCGCCACUGUCAUAGUCACCCACUUGGCCAUGCUCUACAUCUACAGGAAGAUGGAUGAGGUGAAAGCGGGUGUCGUGUAUAAGAGGAGGAAGGCAAGGCAAGCCAAGAUGCUCGCCGCGUCGGGUUAUCCUCGUCCUGACGGAGCGAUUCCAAUGCCCGUGGAUAUCGACCUAGAGCGAGCGCGUGACGUCGAGUCUCGGUCCGGCAUCAGCAUGCGCACGGCCGUGGCUAAUUCCCAAGCGACGGACCCGUUUGCGACCUCGGGAGAUACCACGGCUAGCACGGCCGCGCUGUCGGCAGGUCCUCAGCGGAUGAGCACUGGCGCGAGAGGGCUGUCAGCUUCAGAGGGCGACGUCCCCUCUCCGGGACGUGCGAGGAGGGCGGCUGAGCGCAGGAACGGGGAGCGCGAGCUCCGACGUUGAGUGAGCGGAACAGGGGAGGACCGACGAACGAAUACAGUCGACACCCUCUUAACCCAUAGCCCUCGGGACAGGCCCAAAUAUAUGGGUUUUGAGGGGUUAUGGGCUACCAGAACUUUAGCGCCUUCUAAGCGCCCUGAUAAGUCCCAGUUAGCGAGGGCUGAACAGGCGUCUACUGACCCUUUGAGGGAGCGCUAUGGGAUUUAGAACACACUAACCUACCCACAACAUGGUCGAAGUGUGGAUGGACACUGGGAGGACACUGGGAAGAAUGUGUCAAGUAUUUUGCGGGUUAUUGAUGAGCGAAAUCUCAGUGUGACCACUAUUACCGUAUGGGUUUUGAGCCCUAGAAGGCUAUGGGUUAUGGGGUAUUGGGGACCUAUGGGUUAUGGGGUCGAAUUCCCCCUUUCCCGACUUGGGAAAGCCAAAACCCUAUGGGUUUUCGGAGUUUAUGGGUUACCAGGGGUAUGGGUUAGGAGGGUGUCGACUGUA